AUGCUGAACCUCUCAGUUUCUCAAGGGCUUAUGCUCUCCGGUGCAACUUUUGCAUCGUGGAUCAUCGGCGUUAUCAUCUACAGGUUGUACUUCCAUCCUCUCGCAAAAUUCCCAGGACCCAAAAUAGCUGCAUGUAGUGAGUUUUGGUUCUUGCGCAGUUGGGCCAGUGGGUACUAUGUUCAAAAUAUUGGCGACCUGCACCGCAAGUACGGCGAUGUUGUCCGAACUGCCUCCAAUGAACUCAGCUUUAGGUCUCCAGUCGCACUCAGGGACAUUUAUAAUCAUGUCUCCAAAGACAGACCUACGUUCCUGAAGAGUGACACCUUAUACACUGUUGAUCCGUCUGUCACGCGCCCUGAUAUUGUGUUCACUAGAGAUCCACAAGAUCAUCGGCUGCAGCGAAGAUCUCUCGCUCAUGCAUUCAGUGCAAAGGCCUUGAGGGAUAAUGAAGAGUCUGUACAGUUUCACGUCAAGUUACUCCUAGAACGGCUCGGGCAAAAUGCAGGACCUGGGACUGGAGGAGCCAACAUGUCAGAGGUCUUCAACUGGUUGACCUUCGACGUUAUCGAAUCCCAAGGCGAUCUGACGUUUGGCGAAUCAUUUGACUCGCUGAACCAAUGGAGACCUAGCGAAUGGGUAACUUGGCUUCUUGGAUUCAUCUCUUCGCUCACUUUUCUCCCCUUCAUCAACCGCUUCAAGAUACCAAUGACACUAGUCGUGUCUGUGAUGCCAAGCUAUCUCAAAGAAAAGAUCGACAUCCAUACAACUGAGAAGAUCAAGAAGCGAAUCGGAAUGGGAAACUCCCGCGACCGUGAAGAUUUCUUUGCUUAUAUCCUCAGGAAAGAAAGUGACAACCUGGAUCUUGUUCAUUUGCGUGAGCAGGCCAAGGUUCUCAUGAUCGCGGGGUCUGAGACGACAGCAAACCUACUUGCUGCUACAACUUAUUAUCUGCUGAAGGACCCUGACAAGUUAGCCAACCUUCAGGCUGAAGUGCGCUCAGCAUUCUCGGCACGAGACGAGAUCACGGGUGAUGCAGUAGCUCAUCUUCCAUACUUGAACGGCGUCAUCGAAGAAGGUCUUCGUAUCUUCCCUCCAAUCCCAUUUGGUCCCCCACGCGUCUGCACAGGGGCCACUAUCGACGGACACCACGUCCCCAAAGGCGUCGUUGUAUCUGUCGAUGGAUUCGCAACGACGCAUGAUGAACGCAACUUCAUUCGACCAGAUGAGUUUCUACCAGAACGAUGGAUCGGUGAGGGCUUUGGAGAUCGGAAAGAGGCUAGUAAACCCUUUUCGCUUGGCCCUCGAGGUUGUCUGGGUAUCAAUCUUGCGUACAUGGAGGCGAGGGUGACAAUGGCCUCUCUUGUUUGGAAGUACGAUUGGGAGUUUGUCAAUCAGGAUCUCGACUGGCUCGCGGACGUCAGGUUGCAUCUCCUCUGGGAGAAGCCGAAGCUCAUGGUUCGCUACCAUCCACGAGACGAAGUCGCAACUACUUGA
Messenger RNA from Fusarium oxysporum Fo47, 1494 nucleotides. RefSeq names its product cytochrome P450. Bases 1 to 1494 code for a protein of 497 amino acids. Gene Ontology annotation, molecular function: iron ion binding; heme binding; monooxygenase activity. The record is from RefSeq and is a predicted model, not a curated record. The transcript has 4 exons. NCBI's taxonomy places the organism in Eukaryota, Fungi, Ascomycota, Sordariomycetes, Hypocreales, Nectriaceae.